Danio aesculapii is the source of this 1894-nucleotide messenger RNA. RefSeq names its product tripartite motif-containing protein 16-like. Lineage: Eukaryota; Metazoa; Chordata; Actinopteri; Cypriniformes; Danionidae. The transcript is spliced from 6 exons. The coding region runs from base 80 to 1750 and encodes 556 amino acids. Gene Ontology annotation, molecular function: protein binding; zinc ion binding. The record is from RefSeq and is a predicted model, not a curated record.
AGAACCAGGAAAUCACAUCUCCAGUUCUGGGAAAACGGAACAUAAGUGCUGUUUAUUUGUGUUGUGUGUCUGCGGUAAAAUGGCUGAAUCCAGGUUUUCUCAGGACCAGUUCAGCUGUCCAGUGUGUUUGGAGCUCCUGAAGAAUCCAGUGGCCAUCCCAUGUGGACACAGUUACUGUAUGAGCUGCAUUACGGACUACUGGGAUCACGAGGAUCAGAAGAGAGUUUACAGCUGCCCUCAGUGCAGACAGACCUUCAGUCUAAGACCUGCUUUAAAUAAAAACACCAUGCUGGCUGAAGUGGUGGAGCAACUGAAGAAGACUGAACAUCACACUGCUGUUCCUGCUGGAGAUGGAGACGUGGAGUGUGACAGCUGUACUGGAAGAAAACACAAAGCCAUCAAGUCCUGUCUGGUGUGUCUGAACUCUUACUGUCAAAAUCAUCUUGAACAACAUGAGAAUCUCUUCAAAGGUAAAAGACACAAUCUAAUGGACGCCAAUGGACGGCUUCAGGAGAUGAUCUGCCAGAAACAUGAUAAACUCUUAGAAAUUUACUGCCGUACGGACCAGAGGUGUGUUUGUAUGCUCUGUAUGGUGGAUGAACACAAAGAUCAUGAAACUGUGUCAACUUCAGCAGAGAGGACAGAGAAACAGAAAAAUUUAGGAGAGAUACAGGAAGAAUUCCAGCAGCAAAUCCAGGAAAGAGAGGUGAAGCUUCAAGAGCUGAAAGAAGCUGUAAAGAUUCAUGGGCGCUCUGCACAGACAGCAGUGAGGGACAGUGAGAGGAUUUUUUCUGAACUCAUCCGCUCCAUUGAGAGAAAACGCUCUGAAGUCACACAGAUGAUCAGAGAUCGAGAAAAGAUCACAGUCGGUCGAGCUGAAGGACUCUUAAAUCAGCUGCAGCAGGAGAUUGAUGAUCUGAGAGGGAAGAAAUCUAAGCUUGAGCAGCUUUCACACACAGAUGAUCACAUCUGUUUCAUCCAGAGUUUUGCUUCUCUCCCUGUUCCUCCGGCAUCUCCAGAUGUUCCCAGCAUUACUGUUAGUUCUUAUGAUGAUGUAGGAAAAUCUGUUUCUCAACUGAGACAGAAACUGGAGGAUUUCUGCAGAGAGGAGACUGAAAAGAUAUCUGGUCAAGUGACAUGCAUCCAGAUCAUUCCCACCCCAGAAUAUGAGAGCAGGAAUGACUUCCUAAAGUAUUUCUGUCGUUUCACUCUUGAUCCGAACACGGCUCAUCAAUUUCUCCGUCUGUCUAAGAGGAGCAGAGCAGUGACUGUAUCUAGCAGACAGAAUUAUCCUGAUCAUUCAGACAGAUUUGAUCAGUGUCGUCAGGUGCUGUGUAGAGAGAGUGUGUGUGGACGCUGCUACUGGGAGGUGGAGUGGAGUGGGAAAAAUAUAGAUAUUUCAGUGUCAUAUAAAAGCAUCAGCAGAAAGGGAGAGGGUGACGUUGAGUCUAGAUUUGGAUGCAAUGAUCAGUCCUGGAGUUUGUCUUGCUCUCGCUCCAGUUGUUCAUUCAGCCACAAUAACAUAAAAACUGAUCUCACUGUAGUGCCCAGCAAUAGAAUAGGAGUAUAUGUGGAUCACAGUGCAGGAAUUCUGUCCUUCUACAGUGUCUCUGACACAAUGACCCUCAUCCACAGAGUCCACACCAGAUUCACCCAGCCUCUCUAUCCAGGGUUUUAUUUUUAUGUGUCUUUUUUAAACCUCUUUAGAAAAUCUUUACUAAAUGCAACAGUGAAACUUUGUGACAUAUAGCUGGCCAAAGGGAUUGUAUAAUAUAAUUUGACUAUAUUAUCGGGUUUUACAAGAAUGUUACUUAGUGACAACACAAUUUUUAAUGUAAUCAUUUGAUUGGAUGAGGUACAGAUGAACAAGUUUGAAAAGUUUGUGAAUGAGAUC